Messenger RNA from Sander lucioperca (pikeperch), 1660 nucleotides. RefSeq names its product peroxisomal biogenesis factor 13 (gene pex13). Bases 70 to 1458 code for a protein of 462 amino acids. The record is from RefSeq and is a predicted model, not a curated record. The transcript has 4 exons. Gene Ontology annotation, molecular function: protein binding. Gene Ontology annotation, cellular component: peroxisomal membrane; peroxisome; peroxisomal importomer complex. NCBI's taxonomy places the organism in Eukaryota, Metazoa, Chordata, Actinopteri, Perciformes, Percidae. Gene Ontology annotation, biological process: protein import into peroxisome matrix, docking.
ACCUAUAAAUCCACUAUUGUUAUAGUCCGUUUAGGGCUAUUGAAUCCAACAACACACACAUGAGUUGCGAUGUUAGAGUAUGAAACUACGAGGAGAACAGGAAGGCAGCAGGAGAAGCUGUCAGGUGGGAACCUAUGGGUGGGAACAGAGUUCGCAUUUUAUUUACACUUUGUGGACGUAUAUUUUGCGAUGGAUCAACAGCCCCCACCAAAGCCAUGGGAAAGGCGGAUUCCAGGGGCAAUGAGUGCACCUAUAAAUUACAGAUCUUCAAACUUUGGACCAGCUCCAGGCCCCUCUGUUUCUGCAGGCCCUCCUGUCCUGACCAGGAUGGUGCCCCCAUUGCCCCCUCGUCCCAUCCAGCAGGCCUACCGUCCAGCCUACAACUCUUUCACCUCCUCUUACAGCCCCUUUGGGAGCUCCAUGUAUGGGGGCUACAGCCCCUACACCUAUGGUGGUGGUGGUGGCUACGGCAUGGGAGGAGGGUACAGCCGCCUCUCCAACACGGAAGACGUUGCCCCCAGCCGGUUUGUGCAACAGGCGGAGGAGAGCAGUCGCGGUGCCUUCCAGUCUAUCGAGAGCAUUGUCCAGGCCUUUACCUCAGUUAGUAUGAUGCUGGACGCCACCUUUUCAGCUGUGUAUAACAGUUUCCGUGCGGUGUUGGAUGUAGCCAACCACCUAACACGGCUGCGUUCACACCUCACAAGAGUUUUCUCAGCCUUUGCUCUGGUACGCACCUUGCGCUACUUCUACCGACGGUUACAGAGGCUGCUGGGGCGAAGGUCAGACGCUGAGGUUGACGACUUGUGGGCAGACAGUGCAAGCGAUGCCCUGGCUACAGGUGCAUCCAGAGUGGAUGGAGCAGGGAUGGAGGGUCCGGCCGUGAAGUCCUGGCCAAUCUUUCUGUUUUUCGCUGUAGUAUUGGGGGGACCCUACCUUAUCUGGAAACUGCUGAGCUCCAGUCCAGCUGAAGAAAACGCCACUAAUUGGGCCAGCGGGGAGGAUGACCAUGUAGUCGCCAGAGCGGAGUAUGACUUUUCAGCUGCUUCUGAGGAGGAGAUUUCUAUGCGGGCUGGAGACAUGCUCAACCUUGCCCCUAAAGAGCAACAGCCCAGAGUGCGUGGCUGGCUGCUGGCCAGCGUGGAUAGCCAGACCACAGGACUUGUCCCAGCCAACUAUGUCAAGGUCCUGGGCAAGAGGAGAGGCCUUAAGUACACAGAGAUGGAGAGGCUUGCUCAGGUCCAGCAAGGGAACACACAGGCCUCCCCGACAGCCCUUACUGCACACCCAGAGUCCAAUACUGCCCAAGGCUUUACUCCAGGCCUUGGUUCGGCCUACACCCCAGAGGAACUGCUAGAAUCAGUGUACAGAGAAACACCAUCGUCCUUCAGUCUGGGAACAUCCAACCCCAGUAUGCCCUCCAGCACGGUGCUAAACAUCCCUGAGAAGACUGAUCUGUGAUGUUUGUGCACGUGUGGAUUUCUGUGUAUGCAAGUCUAUGUGUGUUCAUAACACUGGUUGGCUCAGUCAAUAUUUGUUUGCAGUCUAACUCUGAAGCUUGACUAAUAAUCAGCCGACAGUAGAUAUUUGGAGAAACACCAUAGACCUCGUCAAGAAUUGCUCAAAGUAGUUCCUAGGCUCACCUAUAAGGUUUUAUAUCAUC